This is a messenger RNA of Megalops cyprinoides (Indo-Pacific tarpon), 1129 nucleotides long. RefSeq names its product fish-egg lectin-like. The record is from RefSeq and is a predicted model, not a curated record. The coding region runs from base 60 to 869 and encodes 269 amino acids. NCBI's taxonomy places the organism in Eukaryota, Metazoa, Chordata, Actinopteri, Elopiformes, Megalopidae. The transcript has 5 exons.
ACUGGAGGCGGCCACUGUUUGUGGCUGUAAAACAUACUUAAAUACACCUUCCCCUAGAGAUGAGACAUUUUGGCCUGAGCUCCCAGCACGCAGCAGCUAUGAGUGUGAGAGUGAUCAUCCUGUUGGUCCAAUGCCUAUUGGGCUCCAGUCUAGCGAUGCAAUGUCAGGAAGUUGCGGGGAGACUGAAACAGAUUGAUGCAAGCGUGGGUCAGGUGUUCGGCGUGACGGACAACAAUCUCAUCUUUACCCUUUAUGGGGACCGUUGGACCCAGGUACCUGGGUCCCUGAAGCAUGUUACUGUGGGGCCUUCUGGGGUCUGGGGGGUCAACCAGAACAAUGCCAUCUACAAACUGGUGGGAGCAACCUGGGUACAGGUGCCAGGCCUAUUGACCCAAGUGGAUGCAGGGGGAGACCAGUUUGUGGCAGGGGUCAACAUGUAUGAUGCCAUAUACUGCCUGGGACGGAACCCCACCGUGGGGUACAGUGGUGCUGGCUCCCCCACCCCCUGGCAGCAACUCCCAGGGGCCCUCGUGUACUACAGCUGUGGGCCCAAUGGCUGCUGGGGUGUCAACAGAGGCCAGGAUAUUUAUGUAAUGAAGGGAGUGACCCCGACAGCAUGCAUGGGCAGUCUGAACUGGCAGCACAUUCCGGGGAAGCUGGUUAUGAUCGAGGUGGGGACUGAGGGCAGUGUGUACGGAGUCAACGCUGGAGGGGAUGUAUACCGCAGAGACGGUAUCACUGCCAGCAAUCCGGCAGGCACCGACUGGACCCUCCUGAGCGCGUGCGGCAAGAGCAAGCACGUUAGCUACGACCUGGGGCACCUGUGGGUGAUCACCCGGGAUGACAGGAUCCUGGACUGUGUCGUCUGAGCGUCUGUGGCAGCGCAGUCUCAUUACCCUGCCGCAAAUUCACCACAUUAAACUCUCAGCAUUAAAUAAAGCGCGUCGCCCUCUACUGUAUGCAUCCUAAUUGUCCUAUGCACCUUCAACGGUGUGGCAUUCUGCGUUUAGCUUAAUAACAUCGCAUAAUUCAGUGAACGUAGUAAGUGCAUACAUGCGGUAAUAAGGUGUAACUCUGCAAACGGAAAACCUUCAAGUGGAAUUGUCAGAGUACUAUGACUCUUCUCUUU